Messenger RNA from Ananas comosus (pineapple), 1547 nucleotides. Its product is annotated as mitochondrial substrate carrier family protein P. The record is from RefSeq and is a predicted model, not a curated record. The transcript is spliced from 7 exons. Gene Ontology annotation, biological process: transmembrane transport. Bases 149 to 1189 code for a protein of 346 amino acids. Lineage: Eukaryota; Viridiplantae; Streptophyta; Magnoliopsida; Poales; Bromeliaceae.
UGCGACCGGACGCGAGUCUUAUUUCCUCCUUUUUCUUCGGCGGCCGCGUCCACCUCCGCCCACCCACCCUUCUCUCUCUUCUCCUCCUCCUUCUCCUCUCUCUCUCUCUCUCUCUCUCUCUCUCUCUAAUGCUCCGACCUCGUCGUCGAUGGAGGAGAAGAGGAGAGGAAGGGACGAAGGGAGAGGCGGAGCGCCGCCUCGCGGGGCGGAAGCCUCGGCCGUGCCCCUCGUCGUGAAGGAGCUCGUCGCCGGCGGAGUCGCCGGAGGUGUCGCCAAAACCGCCGUCGCCCCGCUCGAGCGCGUCAAGAUCCUCUUCCAGACUAGAAGGGCAGAGUUCCAGAGUGUAGGUUUAGCGGGAUCUUUUAGAAAGAUUGUUCAGACAGAAGGUUUGUUAGGGUUUUACAGAGGGAAUGGAGCCAGUGUUGCUCGGAUAGUACCUUAUGCAGCUUUGCACUAUAUGGCCUAUGAACAAUACCGUCGGUGGAUAAUACUUGGUUUCCCUGAUUUUGGAAGAGGCCCUGUCCUUGAUCUUGUGGCUGGAUCGAUUGCUGGAGGAACAGCAGUCAUUUUCACUUAUCCUCUUGACCUAGUUCGCACUAAAUUGGCUUAUCAGGUUAAAGGUUCAUCAAAGGCAAGUUUCAGAGCACCGCCUCCCUCUGAGCAGGUUUACAAAGGGAUUCUUGAUUGUAUCACGAAGAUAUACAAACAAAAUGGAUUGAAAGGUCUCUACCGCGGUGUGGGUCCUUCACUGUAUGGGAUCUUCCCUUAUUCUGGUCUAAAAUUCUACUUUUAUGAGGAGAUGAAGAGCAAUGUUCCUGAAGAGCACAAGAAAAAUAUUAUUGUAAAGCUUGCAUGUGGAUCAAUUGCUGGUCUGUUGGGCCAAACAUUAACAUAUCCCCUAGAUGUUGUCAGGCGGCAAAUGCAGGUACAAACACUUUCGGGAUCCACCCACUGGGAGGGAAAAGGAACACUUGGAACCCUAGCUAUGAUUGUCCAAACACAAGGUUGGAGACAACUGUUUUCAGGACUAAGUAUCAACUAUCUGAAGGUUGUGCCAUCUGUGGCGAUAGGAUUCACAGUUUAUGAUGUGAUGAAGUUGUGGCUUAAUGUUCCUUCUCGAGAGGAAGCAAGCAUUAGGGUUUUGACAGAAGAAAGAAGUAGCCAUUCAUCCCACCUUCACUCUGCUUAACAUUCUUUACUUGGAGUAUAUUUAAUUAUCAACAGGAUUAGCCAUUCAUUCCGCACGUACAGAUUCUCUGUCAAGUUAUAUCCCCUAAUUUUGUGGGGUAUAAAUUUUUAGUAGAGAAAUGCUUUUCCUGAACACAAUGCUGAUCACAACAAUGCAUGAUUAAGCCCAUUUAUAACGAAGCGGAGGGCUAUUCUAAAUUGUUGGUAAUUUCCAUUUUGUACAGAUUGUAGAUAAUUGAUACUUGAAAUCCAAUCAGAGUAUCGUAAGUCGACAUGCAUGUACUUAACUGAUUUGGCUUUUUACUGUAAUAACCAUUUUUGUUUUCGAAUCAGCUAAAAGCUUGCUCCGUUUCUUUUGA